AGUCUUCAAUUCGCUGGCGUCGUGAUCGGUUGUGCGUGUUGUGGAUCAGUCAAGUAACUCUGUGCUCGGUUUUUGUGUCUUCUUUCGUUUCGAUACAGCGAACGCUUUUUGCAUCGCGCAUGCUUAAAGCUCUCUCUCUCUCUCUCUUUCUUGCGACAGUUAAAAUACCAGAAAAAAAAACCUGUGCCCAGAGUGUGUUGAACAAAGUGCUACUCAUCUGUAAGCCAAUCAAGUGAUCAAUGCCUAUUAAACGUUGUCAGAUCACUCCUUGAUUAAGUUAAUAUUUUGGCCACGAAAUGUUUCCCAACCAGAACAAUGUUGCCGCUGCCGGCCCCGGUGGUCCGGCGGUCGAUGGCCAACAGAGUCUCAACUACAAUGGGCUGCCGCAGCAGCAGCACAACCAGCAGCAGCAGCAACAAUUGUCACAGACCACGAAGAACGUGCGCAAGAAACCGUACGUGAAGAUCACGGAACAGCCAGCAGGCAAGGCGCUGAGAUUCCGGUACGAGUGCGAGGGCCGCUCCGCAGGCUCCAUACCCGGCGUGAACUCCACGCCGGAGAACAAGACGUACCCAACCAUCGAGAUUGUGGGCUACAAGGGCCGUGCCGUGGUGGUCGUCUCCUGCGUGACCAAGGACACACCCUAUCGUCCCCAUCCACACAAUCUGGUGGGCAAGGAGGGCUGCAAGAAGGGCGUCUGCACGCUGGAGAUCAACAGCGAAACCAUGCGGGCCGUGUUCAGCAAUUUGGGCAUUCAGUGUGUCAAGAAGAAGGACAUUGAGGCGGCCCUCAAGGCACGCGAGGAGAUACGCGUCGAUCCCUUCAAGACGGGUUUCUCGCAUCGUUUCCAGCCCUCGAGCAUCGACCUGAACUCGGUGCGAUUGUGUUUUCAAGUAUUCAUGGAGAGCGAACAGAAGGGCCGCUUCACCUCGCCGCUGCCGCCGGUUGUGUCCGAGCCGAUCUUCGACAAGAAGGCCAUGUCCGAUCUGGUGAUCUGUCGGCUGUGCAGCUGCUCGGCCACGGUGCUGGGCAACACCCAGAUCAUCCUGCUCUGCGAGAAGGUGGCCAAGGAGGACAUUUCGGUGCGCUUCUUCGAGGAGAAGAACGGCCAGAGUGUGUGGGAGGCGUUCGGUGAUUUUCAGCACACGGAUGUGCACAAGCAGACUGCCAUUACCUUUAAGACGCCCCGUUAUCACACGCUGGACAUCACAGAACCAGCCAAGGUCUUCAUUCAGCUGCGUCGCCCGUCGGACGGAGUCACCAGCGAGUCGCUGCCCUUCGAGUACGUGCCAUUGGAUUCAGGUAAACACACGUUCUGGAACCUUCACCGGCACCUCAAGCGGAAGCCGGACGAAGAUCUCUUUCAGCAGAUUCUCACGUUGGAUGCCAAGCGGGAGGCGCCCACGAUCGAGGUCAUUGAUUUGGAUACGCCCAAAUUGGAGUUGCAGUCGCCUCUAGAGGCGGUUGUGGCUGUUCCACAAGAGAUUGUCGUUGAGGAGGUUGAGCCCGCUGCUGUGGCAGAUCAACCGGUAGAUCAAACUCCACAGGAUAUGGAGGCAGCGGAUGCCGAGGCCGAAGCCGAAGCUGCCGAGGCUGAACGUCUGCGCUCGGAGCAGGAGAAGGAAAUCGAUACGAUCAUUGACGAGAAGGUGCGCGAGCUGGAGCAACUGGAGCUGGGCCAGCGGCUCGAGCCGCGGCCUCUGACGGCCAACGACAAGAUCACCGAAUGGAUGAAGUCCAGCGAAAUCGAACAGCAGCCCCACGAGCCGAGUCCCACACAGGUGGAGGGUGAUGUUGAUGCUGAUGUCCUGGACUCGGCCAUCGAGGCGCAGCUGCGGGCCACGGACGAGGACAAGACACUCAACGAGCUGCUCGAGCAGGUGGCCGAGCUGGACGAGAUCUACACGGACUACAAGGUGCAGCGCGACACGUACAACAACACGCUGCAGAACGAGCUGACUGGCGGUGGGCUGGAGCAGCAGUUGGACCGCGCCCAUCCGGCCAUGCAGGUGGAGGAUAGCUUCGACGAUGCCGCCACCUACACGAGCCUGCAGAUCGCCUUCAAGAACCCCGUGCUGAUACCCAUGGAUGACAUGAUGCCGCCCACACCGCCCAUGUCGCAGUGUGCACCGGAGGAUGCCCAUCAGCACUACGAUGCCGUCGAGAUCAACUCGCAGUCACUCACCUCGACCCACAGGCCAGUGCCGCCGAUUCCGGCGGCCGCCGCCAACACACCGCUGCCGGUGCACGUGACCGCGCCGGAGGAGGAGAAGCUGCCGCCGCUGCCACCCAAGCGGAUACGCAAGCAGGACAGCAAUGCGGAGAAUCGUUCCAUCGAGGCCAACACGGUCCAGGCGGACGCGCUGCCGCCCACCAAGCGCCUGCCGCCAGCGCCGACGCCCAAGAACCCCAACUUCAACACCCUGCCCCGCCAGAAGAAGCCCGGCUUCUUCUCGAAGCUCUUCUCGCGGCGCAAGAGCAAGCCCGAUCUGGCCCAGACCCCGGCCGACAGUUGCUCGCACCUCGAGUCGAAGACGAACAGCCGGGAGCCGAGCAUUGGGCACUUUAAUAUGCAGGAUCCGAUGAGAGCCUCGCUGCGAUCCUCGAAGAGUGCGGCAGCCGGGCAGACCAGCAGCAGCAACAGCAACAGCAAGUCCAGUCCGGUGAAGACGGCUGGCGCCAAGAAGCCCCUGAAGCUGGGCAAGCCCGUGGGCCGGAGUGUGAGCAGUGUGUCGUGCAAGCGGCCCGCGUAUCUGAACGCCGAUGUGGUGCACAUACCGCUGAAGGGCGACAGCAACAACAGCCUGCCCCACAACUCGCCCACGGAGGGCUACUCGCAGUCCAGCACCAUUACGAUGGGCGGUGCACUGGACAGGCGCACUGCCUCGGCCCUGCAGCUGGCCGAGAUCCCCAUACUCGAGGGCGGCAUGGAGCUGGUGGCCAUUGCCGACCGCCAGAGUCUGCACAAUCUGGUCAGCUCCAUCGAGGGGCACUUCAAUGUGCAGCUGGAUCCCAAUCUGGACCUGACAGAGGCCGAGCACUUUGCCCUGUACACGAGUGUGCCGCCCCUGGCGGCGGCCAGCGAGUUCGAUGAGACCUCCGCCUACUAUGCGCCCGUCGAUGCCGGCGAGAUUCUCACGCCCGAGCAGGUGGCCAAGCGUCUGGCGGCGGCCAAUGGCCUGAUCUAGG
Messenger RNA from Drosophila obscura, 3189 nucleotides. Its product is annotated as embryonic polarity protein dorsal. Gene Ontology annotation, biological process: regulation of DNA-templated transcription; response to cytokine; canonical NF-kappaB signal transduction. NCBI's taxonomy places the organism in Eukaryota, Metazoa, Arthropoda, Insecta, Diptera, Drosophilidae. Gene Ontology annotation, molecular function: DNA binding; DNA-binding transcription factor activity. Gene Ontology annotation, cellular component: cytoplasm. The record is from RefSeq and is a predicted model, not a curated record.